AUGACUAUGUUUAAAAAAUGGGUAAGACGCGGAAAUAAGGACAACGAUGAAAAAGAACCAGAAUAUGUAUCCAUUUUUAGUUUUAUAACCUUUCAUUGGGUGACAAAAUUGCUAAAUAAUCUUAUAAAAGAUGAAAUUAAGUUUCCUACAUUACGAAAAAAUGAUAGUGUGACACAUUAUGCAUCUGAAUUGGAACAAAAUUUAAGAAAAAUUUAUGUAAGAAAAUGUAGUUCUAAACAUUUUUAUGAAAAAAGUAGUUUUGUGGUAGGACAUUGUCAUAACUCAAAAGACAUAAAGGCAAAGAAGGAAUAUAAUGUAUAUUAUAACAAUCUUGUGUGGACAAUUUUUAAAACGUUUAAAGUUCGCAUAAUUUCAAUAAUUAUCUUUAACGUUUUACAAACCUUAUUUAUAAUUGCUGUUGGAGGAUCUAUAGACAAAUAUAUGCUCAUUUUAAAAGGUGAAACUAUUCCAUCUUUCCCCGCUUUUUUGAAUAAUUCGAAAGUAAUAUUUGGAUUGUACAUCGUUGGUUUAUUACUUUUUGAAUUUCUUUUUGAUUCUAUUUUGAAUUUUUAUUAUUAUGAAUUUCUAGUAAAUAUGGAAAUAUCACUAAUACAUUUCCUUUACAAAAUUAACCUGUAUAGUCGUAAUAACGAUUUAACGAAUCAUUCUGUGUAUAGAAAUAGAGAAGAAUCUUUGAAUACGCCAUUAGGUGUAAUGGAAAGAAAAAGCUGUAACAGUGUUAAAAAAAAUCCUUCUUGUAUGACUAAAAUUUGUACAAAAAAUGAUAGUGAUAAUCUAUUUAAAAAAAAAUUUUAUUUAAUAAAUUUUUUUAAAAAGAAUAGGACGAAAAAAGAAGAAGAUAUGGGGGAAGAGGACACAUCUAGCAUAAACAUUUAUAAUAUUAUGUUUUCUGAUACUCCUUCUUUAGUACUUUUUGUUGGUGCUGUCAUUAGUCUGUCUAAUAUAUUUGUCAAAUUUUAUUUAUCUUUUUAUGUAUUUUACUUGAGGAUGGGUUCUAAUGCUGUAAAAACUGGAGCAUCACUGUCUGUUGUAUUGUACAGCACAAUGAUUUUAUUUUCAUUUUUACCAAGUCUUUUUAAAAGUAAGUAUUUAAAAUAUAGGGAUCAAAGAAUAGAUAAUACACAUCAUGUGUUGAAAGAAUUUAAAUUAAUGAAAAUGUUUAAUUGGGAAUCAUUUGCUUUUAAUUAUAUAAAUUUUGUUCGAAAAAAGGAAAUGCUGUUUUGCAAAGUGCGACUUUACUUGGCCACUGUAGGCAUUUUUAUAAGUGCCGUCUCAGCUGACAUAGUUGAAGUGUUGUUAUUUUUUUUGUUUAUAAGGGAGAAAUUGGACAAUCAAAAGGAAGUUAAUUUUAGUUCAAUUAUUAUGCCGUUAUUUGUCUAUAAAUCUUUAAUUUCAAGUGCAUCUAACUUUCCUAAUUUAAUGAAUAACAUAAUAGAAGGCACAGUGAAUAUUGCGCGUAUAAAUAAGUAUGUUAAUCACCAUUUAUAUUACAACGACAUUAACAAUUAUUUUAGGUACGUUUCAAAAAUGAACAACUAUUUUAACGCAUCAGAUGAUGGAGAAUGUUUCGAAAAAGAAGGAGAACAUUGUUCUAGGUACAGAAAACAUUUCAUCCAGUUAAAAAACAGGUUGAUAAAAUGUUGUAGGUUUUCCCGUUUUUAUAGAAAAGGGAAACACAUAAACAUUAUAAAUCGAAACAUACUAUCUGGUGUAAAUUACAGUACAGAUAAUGAUGUAGAGAAAGUGUGUUUCCAGACAAGAGUUGACUGCUCCAAUGGCGGCAGUAGUAGUAGCAUACACGAGAAAAAUAAUAACAAGGAUGAUAAUGUAACAGAGGAGCGAAGCAAUUUGAUAAUAAAAUUAGAAAAUGCUUUUUUUGGCACAAAAAGGCACGAUCGGAGGUAUGAGAAGUACAUUUUGAAGAACAUAAAUUUUAGCUUAGAAAAUAAUACCUUAGCAAUAGUUAUUGGAAAUGUUGGAUCAGGCAAAACUGCUUUUUUCGAAUCUAUUUUAGGAGACAUUCAGUUGAUCCACGGUUUUUUAUAUGUUAAAAAUGUGUUGUAUAAUAUGCCAAUUUUGUACGUUCCCCAGAACAGUUGGUUGUCCAUAGGAAAUAUAAGGUCCAUGAUUUUAUUUGGAAAUGAAUACAAUUCAGGGAUUUACCGCUACACUGUUGAGCAGAGUGAGUUGCUAAAUGAUAUAAGUUCCUUUAAAAAUGGUGAUAUGCGGUACGUUAACGAUGAUCAUAAUUUAAGUAAAGGGCAGAAGGUUAGAAUUUCCUUGGCGAGAGCUCUAUAUCAUCACUACAUGCAUUUGCAUAAAUUGAGCUCUAACGGUGAGAAAAAAAUGCGUGUAGAUGACAGUUUUGCCAACAAAAAUAGUCGAACUGAUUUUUCAAAUGGUAAGGAAGACAAAAUAAGUGCAUUUUGCCAGGGUGUUGUUCCCUUCGAUGGGGACCAUGUUCAAAAAUGCCUAAGGGGGAAGAGCGAUUUUUCCUUGUAUUUAUUGGACGAUAUUUUCACAUCUCUAGACCCAGCGAUAUCUAAAAAUAUAUUUUAUAAUUUAUUUUGCAAAGAGGAAAAUAAGAGCUUCAAAGACUAUUGCAGUUUUGUUGUGUCUAUGAAUGAAAACACUUUUCACAAUUUUUUUAUUAAUGACCUUUUUGAGAAUAUCCAGUACAAAGUGGAUAUUUACCAGUUAGAGAAUUACACCCUAAAAUAUGCGGGAAGUGUAUCAGAUUAUGUAAAAAGCAAAAAUAUAAAAAAAGACGGCGCUGUAAGUAGAACAGAGUCAAGCAUGGGCGGCACAAAAUUCGAGUUGGGGGGUGAAGAAGGUGAAGAACCCGAGAAAUGUGGAAGCCAAAUAAAAGGGGCAAACGAGGGGGGCUCCUCCAAAAGAAAUAACACCCGUUCGGCGGGAUCUGACGAAGGGCGUACCGCAGGGCGUAAACCCUUUUUGGAAAAUGACUAUAUCAUUAACGCGGGUAAAAACAUAAAUGGCUGCGCUGACCAGAUGGCACAAGAACGAACUUGCGCAACAGGACUAGACAACCAAAGGCACGCAAUUUUGUCGCAAACUUUGCAGCAUAGAAGCAGCUGCGCAAAUGUUUCUCCUGCUAAGGAUGAUGAAGAUGAAUCGUUUUUCAAAGGAAACAUAGAAUUAACCACAUAUAGGUGGUUUCUGAGCAAAGUUGGAGGCGUUUUAAUACUGUACAUAAUGAUUUUCAUGUUUAUAUCUAUCUUUACAGAUGAAAUAAAAUUUUUCAUUUUAAGCAUGAUUAGUAUAAUUUCACGAAAUGAUAAAGAGCAUUCGAAUGAAAUUCUGCAACAUCAAAUUAAGUAUUUAAAAUUAUUUGUGAUAUUGCCAAUAAUAUCGUUAAUAGCAUCUUUUUUUUGUUUCAUGUUUAUCAUAUAUGGCACGGUAAUUUCAGCAGUGAAGGUGCACACAGAUGUGCUGAAGAGCAUUUUGAGCGUGCCCAUGUAUGUCUACUACAACAACAAUUUGGGUAACAUAAUAAAUAGGUUUGUUACAGACAUUUACUCGUUAGACAAUGGAUUUUUAAAGAGAUUUUAUAAAUUCAUUUUCCUCUUUUUUCGACUUCUUAUGUCAAUCAUUUUGUUAUUCUGUAUGGUGAAAGAUGCCGUUAUUGUUUUUCCUUUCAUUGUUUUUUUAAUAUAUUCUUUGGUUUUUAAAAAAUUUUCCAGAGGGUGUAAAGAGGCUCAAAGGGGGUACCUAAGGUGUCACUCCCCAUUAUGCAACAUAUAUAGCAACACCAUAUCGGGAAAAAGCGUAAUUAACGUAUACGAAAAGAAUUGGUACCAUUUAGGUAUAUACGAGCGUUACGUAGAGACCUUCAGAAAUUAUUGCCUUCUAAAGUGGGCAAUAACUAUAUGGGCAUCUUUCUACAUCAGGCUUAUCUUUUUAAUAUUAACUAGCUAUUUCAUUAUGCAUCCUCAUAUCUUUUUCAACAAAAUGGGAAACCUGUACCAAGGGGGAAAUUACGAAAAAAUUAUAGGCACAAUUGGGUAUUGUAUUACUUUUUCCUCAAGACUUGGGGUGCUCACAAAAAUUCUUCUGUGUGAUUAUACCUAUGUGGAGAAAGAGAUGUGCUGUGUGCAGAGGCUAGAGGAGUUCUCAAAAUUACCGCAUGAAAAAUACUGCUUAGAGGAAGAAAGGGGAGAGGUUACUCCCAAAUGUGACGAAAUGGAGAUGAAAGGUAAAUUUGACAAUUCGGGAGAAAGUACGUCCCCUUUGCCUACCGGUAUUGUAGACCCACCAGCCAUAGACCAAUCGAAGGAAAAAUACGGUGUUUAUCUCGAGAACGUAUUCGUCAGUUAUAAGAAAAAAGUUGUUCUAGAUAAAAAUAGCAAUAAAUAUUGUUAUACAGAUGAAGAUCCAUCCUUAAAAAAUGUCACUAUUUACGCUUUGAAAAAUCAAAAAAUCGGCAUCGUAGGCAAGUCAGGUUCAGGGAAGAGCACAAUUAUUUUGUCCAUCUUAGGGCUCAUUCCUACUGUUAGUGGAAAAAUAACAGUAGAAGGAAGAGACAUUGGGACUCUCCCAAGGAGGGAGAAAAAUGACAUUAUCACCGUUUUGCCGCAGUCCUCUUUCGUUUUUCACAACUGGAACGUCAGAACGUUUAUCGACCCGUAUAGAAAUUUCACAGAUGAAGAAAUCGUUAACGCUUUCGAUUUGAUUGGCAUAAAAUUGAACAUGAAUGAUUUGCACAAGUAUAUACACCAACAAAGGGAAAAUGCACAUGAUGAGAGGGAGAAAAAAAAAAAAGGGAAAAGAAAGGCUAACCUUUCGAGCAACACUAUUUCUCUGACGGAUGACUGCAUACGGUACUUGUCUAUAGUUCGUCUUUUCUUAAAUAGGAACAAAUAUAAGUUGAUACUAAUUGAUGAAAUUCCCAUUUUUAAUUUUAAUAGUGUGGACUCGAAUUUGAAUAACUUCCUGAUUGGCAAUGCAAAACCGUUUAAUUAUAUUAUAAAAAAUUACUUCCCGGAUAACACGAUUUUAAUCAUUUCUCACGACACGCACGCGUUAUCCUGUUGUGAUUUUAUUUAUGUGUUAAGGAGGGGGGAGGUGGCCCACCGUUGCAGCUGCAAAGAUGUGAAGACGCAGUCCGAAUUGGCACAGUUACUCGAAAGGGACGGCUAA
Molecule: messenger RNA, 5181 nt
Organism: Plasmodium vivax (malaria parasite P. vivax)
Lineage: Eukaryota; Apicomplexa; Aconoidasida; Haemosporida; Plasmodiidae
Product: ABC transporter, putative
Exons: 1
Coding region: 1-5181 (1726 amino acids)
Biological process (GO): transmembrane transport
Cellular component (GO): membrane
Molecular function (GO): ATP hydrolysis activity; ATP binding; ABC-type transporter activity
Source: RefSeq, a predicted model, not a curated record